GGCGCCCCCCGUGUCAGACUUUGACUUUAGUUAGUAGAGGCAGCCCCUAUGGUAGUAGCAGCAGCAGCAGUUACAGCCCCAGCUUUUUUUUUCUUAUUUCAGAGAGUCGUGAAACAAGAACUGAAGAACAAGUUCCACCAAAGUUUUGUGUGGUGCCCACACACCAGUCAGUCGUCAGUUUGGACCAUGUUUCCUCUUGGCAUCUGCUCACCAAGUUCCUAGUACCAAUGCCGAUGUUGAAUCGGUUCGACGUUUAGUGAAUUUGUUUCCGGCCCACAGCCAUGAAACGUCUCGUGUGAAAACAAUCGAGAGCUAAAGUCUGGCUUGCCCCCCUCACUAGUGAUUGAUUGGCCUGCAACGCCACAACACACACAAGACAGACGAAAAAUAACCUAAAACCUAAACCUAAAAGAACAACUUUUUGGUGCUGCUGAUUUUUUUGUGUUUCAGUGUGCUGCAGCUUGUGUUGUGUUUGCAUUUCAAAGUGUUUGUUCAUCACUGACGCCAGUUUUUUCGUUUUCGAACCUUUCGUUUUGUUUUUUUGGAUCGACCAUUGGAAUUUUACACACACACACUCGUCUAAACAUUGACCGAAAAUCCCCAGAAAAAAAAGGUGUUUCCUUUCUUCUCUUUGGACUCGCUGGGUGGUGGUGGUGGUGUGGCCCGCUCCUCCUGGAUGGGAGUUCUUCCGAGAAGAUUGCAGCCACGACGACCGACUCCGGAGAAGACGAAAGAAUUUCGUUUUUCUUUAUCAUCCGCCUCCCGUUUCAACCAGAAUCCUUCUUCUGCUGCUUCUUCUUCUUUGAGAGGUUGAGCCACGAGUCGAAUUUUGGCUCCGUGUGUUAUCAGAAGCCUUUUCAAAGAAAAUCACUACCAGAUUUUCCUUUAUCCAAUUUUUGUUUCACUGCGAGCAGCCAAAUCAGCAACAAAAAAUCCUCAAAAAACGAAAAAGAAAAAGAAAAAAAAUAUUUUAAAAUUGGGGAAUUUUUGUUGGUAAAAGAAAUCCCUCCACCGGAAAAGAGACACACACACACCAAAAAUGGAGCGGUCUGGCCGGCGACCGUGGCUCUGGUUCUUCACCUGCUUGACGCUCGUCUCCUUGUUCCAAUUGAUGCAAUGCGCUGCCGAUGGCUCCUUCACUUCCAAUCACACCGUCAACUUCAUCGACUUCGUCAAAUAUUUGACACAUCCGCCCGAGAUUGUGGAGCGACCGAAAGACGUUGCCGUUCGUUCGGGAGGAAUCGCCGCGUUUUACUGCCGGGCCCGAGGAGAACCGACGCCUCAACUCUCAUGGCGCAAAAACGGACGCAAGGUUUCCCCGCAAUCGCCGCGCUACCUGGUGAUCCCGCAGCCGUCCAUGUCGGUCCUGCGGAUCGACUCGGCCAAGGCGGGCAAGGACGACGCCAAAUACGAGUGCGUGGCCGAAAACGGAGUCGGAGACGCCGUCGUCGCAUCCGCCACCUUAUCCAUCUACCCAGAAACGGAUUUGCCCUCUGGAUUUCCGCGCAUCACGUCGUGGCCGGCUCAAUUACCCGUCGUGGAAAAGGGGCGGACUCAUCUCCUGGAAUGCGGAGCUUCCGGCAUUCCGGAACCGUCCAUCUCUUGGAUUCGUGACAUGGUGCCCGUCAAUCUUUCGAAUCCGCGCUACCAGCAAAUCGCUUCCGACUCGAAAUCCAAAGGUUCGCUGCAAAUCACCAACAGCGAAGAAGAGGAUCAAGGCAAAUACGAAUGCGUGGCCGAGAACUCGCUGGGCAUUGAAAUAUCGAACGUGUCGACGCUGCACGUCAGAGUGCGCCGUGUUCCGCCCUACUUUUCGAUGCCGGUGCAAUCGAUCCACGAGGUCAAGCCCGGCUCGUCGCUCAACAUCACUUGCGUGGCCGGCGGCUCGCCCAUGCCGUACGUCAAGUGGCGCAAAGGCCUGGAGGACCUGGAGCCGGAGCAUUCGCUGCCCAUUGGCCGCAACAUCCUCGUCUUGGAAGACAUACAAGAGUCGGCCAAUUACACUUGCGUCGCUUCCAGCAAGCUGGGCCAAGUGGAAAACACGACCUUUGUCCGCGUCGAAGAACUGCCGUACGCGCCGUCCAACGUCCGCAUUUCCGAGAUAACGGCCACUUCGGUGCACAUCAGCUGGCACUACGACGGGCCGCCGAGCGAGGCCGUCGAGUUUGUGAUCCAGUACAAGCCGAAAUUGGCGGCGGCCUCUGAGCAUUCGGAAGUGGUCGGCCUCAAGACCAACUACUACACAGUGCAGGGACUCAACCCGUUCACUGAAUACGAGUUCUACGUCGUGGCUGUCAGCGCCAUCGGCCGUGGUCUGGCCAGCACGGCCACCUUCGUCACCACGGGAGAAACAGCCGAUCCCACAUACGGAGGACCAAAGCCCGGAUCUGCCCCUAAAAACGUGCAAGUGAGACCGUUGAGCUCGACGACGAUGGUGAUCCAGUGGGAAGAGCCCGACACGCCCAACGGCCAAGUAAUUGGCUACAAAGUGUUUUACACGAUGAACCCGGGGAUGCCGAUCGCGUCGUGGGACUCGCAGGUGGUGGACCACAACCCGCUGACGACCAUCAGCGACUUGACGCCGCACACGAUUUACACGAUCCGCGUGCAGGCGGAGACGAGCGUCGGCGGCGGACCGCUGUCGACGCCCGUCCAGGUCAAGACCCAGCACGGCGUGCCCAGCCAACCGACGGGACUGAGGGCCAUCGACGUCUCGGCCACUUCGGUCUCGCUCGAAUGGGCACGACCUCAUCACACGGGCGAAAAUGUCAACAGCUACGAACUUUACUGGAACGACACGUUCACCAAAGAGAAACAUCAUCGGCCUCUGCCCGUCAGUGAAACGUAUGUCCUCAACGGCCUCCAACCCAACACGCUCUAUUACAUUUGGCUGGCGGCCAAAUCGAAACGCGGCGAAGGGGCCACCACCCCGCCGAUCCCCGUACGAACCGACCAAUACGUGCCGACAGCGCCGCCUGAGAAUGUGCGGGCCGAGCCGGAGGACAGCAGUUCGGUGCGGGUCAUGUGGAGUCCGCCGCCGGUGGACAAGCAGAACGGCCACAUUUCCCACUACAAGCUGUAUUACGUGGAGGCCAGCCGGCCGGACAAGGAGGCCAUUGAGAUGAUGCUCAAGAGUCCGUUGCAGGACGGGACGGAAUUCAAACUGGAGGAGCUCAAGAAAUGGACCCAGUACCGCAUUUGGCUCCUGGCCGGCACCGUGGUCGGAGACGGCCCUCCGUCCGAGUCCAUCACCGUUCGAACCCAAGAAGAUGACUCCGUCAUUGUUCCCGGCGAUCCGCAGAAAGUGGCCGUCGUUUCGGUCAACUCGACGUCGAUCCGAGUCGAGUGGAAACCGCCCGUCGAAAAGGAACAGUACGGCAUCAUCCGCGGAUACCAAAUUCACGUCCAGGAAGUCGACGCAAAGGAUGCCGUUGUUGGCCAGCCGUUGCGAUACGACGUCGGCGCCGUUGAGGAAUACACGAUCGGCGGUCUCCAGCCGGACACGUCCUACUCGAUCCAGGUGGCCGCACUCACCCGUAAAGGCGACGGGGCUCGUUCAGCUCCCAAGAAAGCGACGACGCCCGGCGGCGUCCCCAACCGCCCGGCCGUCAACCUCAAAAUCGUCAAGGAAGAGCCGACCGUCAGCGUCGAAGUGGCCUGGAGCCGGCCCACUCAGUCGUAUGGCGAACUGAAAGGCUACCGGCUGCGUUACGGACCCAAGGACACGUCGGGCAUGCCGGCCAGCGACAACAACAUGAUCGAGCUGGCCCUGGACGGAACGCAAGUCCAGCACCGACUCAUUGAAGGCCUCGAGCGCGGAUUGGAGUACGAAUUCCGGGUAGCCGGACGCAAUCACAUCGGCUUCGGCCAGGAAGCCGUCCAGGUUCUGCCGACGCCGGAAGGGGCCCCGUCGGGUCCGCCAACCAACAUCACGUACCGUUUCCAGACGCCCGACGUGGUGGUCAUCCGCUGGGACGUCCCGGCCCUGGAGCACCGCAACGGCCGAGUGACGGGCUACCUGAUUCAAUUCUACAAGAAGGUGGACAACAGCGUCGUGACGGAGCGCAACGUGUCGGGCUCGAUGGGCAAGGCCGUCUUCACUUCACUGGAGGAGAACAUGGACUACGAAUUUCGCAUCUACGCCAGGACCAACAAAGGAUCGGGUCCGUUCAGCGACCGCGUCCUCUUCCGGACGGAGCGGGACAUUGUCCGGGCGCCCAUGACGGUCCGCGCCAUGGCCACUUCCUUCUCUUCUGUCGAGGUGUGGUGGGAGACGGUGCCCGGCCGGGGCAAGGUCAUCGGCUACACGGUCUUCUACACAAUGACGGCCGUCGACGACCUGGACGAGUGGCAGCAGAAAUCGGUGCCGGUGACGGGCUCGUGCGAGCUGUCCAACCUGGAGCGCAAUUCCCAGUACGCGGUGACGGUGGCGGCCCGGACCAAGUCGGGCUACGGCCGUCUGUCGGACAAGGUGACGGUGACGGUCAAGCCGGAAGACGUUCCGACGGAGCUGCGUGCCCACUCUGUCAGCACCCACUCGAUGUCGCUGUCGUGGCAGCAGCCGAUCCGGCUCAACCCCAUCAGCUACAAGGUGACGUUCGACGCCGUCAAGGAGUUUGUCGACUCGCAGGGCAUCACUCAGACGCAGGUCAUCAGUCCGCAGACGUCGAUCCUAUCGCAGGACACGCUGACCUUUUCCGUCAACGAGCUCUCGCCCUUCACCACCUACAACGUCAACGUCAGCGCCGUGCCGCCCGACCGCUCCUACCGGCCGCCGGCCCGCAUCACCGUCACCACUCAGAUGGCGGCCCCGCUGCCCAUGGUCAAGCCGGACUUUUACGGCGUCCUCAACGGCGAGGAGAUCACGGUCAUCCUGCCGCAGGCCUCGGAGGAGUACGGACCCAUCAGCCACUACCUGCUGGUCGUCGUGCCGGAAGACAAGCGCAGCGAGCACAAGCAGCCGGACCAGUUUAUGAACAGCGAUUUGAUCCAGGCCAACAGUCACGCCGGAGGUGGAGGUGGUGGCGGUGGUGGAGGCGUCGGUGGGGGACAGCAGGGUCACGGCAAUCUCAAGGCCGGCACGAUGAAACCGUCGGAGGAGCGGGUGCAGCCCUACGUGGCGGCCAAGUUCCUGCGCCGCAACGUGCCCUACACUUUCCUGCUGGGCAACGGCGAGGAGUUUGAGGGCAUGCUCAACCGCAAACUGGACAAGAUGAUGCGCUACCGGGUCUUCCUCCGGGCCGUCGUCGACACGCCCCACAAGCACCUCUACACGUCGAGUCCGUUCUCCGACUACCUGGCGCUGGACAUGCGCGAAGCGCCCGCCGGCGAACUGCCGCAGCGGCCCAACCCCAACGUGGGCAACGUGGACUCGUCGUACGUGCCCGUCCCGUCCGAGACGGAGGAAGCCGGCCUCCUGUGGAUCGCCCUGGCCACUUCGGCCGUCGUCUUCGUCAUCCUGCUGGUCAUCGUGGCCGUCGUCUGCUCGCGCAAGAAGCGCCGCUCUCCCAAAUCGUCUGACCACUCGUCCGUCACCAAGCCGCUGAUGGGCGGCGUCGGUCUGGCCGACGCCUCCCUGUCGGCCGGCGGGGCCGGAGCCGCCGGAGCCUCAACGGCCGUCAACGACCCGGUGGAACUGCGUCGGCUCAACUUCCAGACGCCGGGCAUGGCCUCCCACCCGCCCAUCAUCAUCCACGACAUUUCGCUGCACAUCGACGCGCUGAAGAUGAACGACAAUCUCAAGUUCUCGCAGGAGUACGAGUCGAUCGAGACGGGCCAGCAGUUCACGUGGGAGCACUCGAACGCCGAGAUCAACAAGCCCAAGAACCGCUACGCCAACGUCAUCGCCUACGACCACUCGCGCAUCAUUUUGGAGCAGGUGCCGGGCGUGCCCGGCAGCGACUACAUCAACGGCAACUUUUGCGACGGCUACCGCAAGAGGGACGCGUACAUCGCGACCCAGGGGCCGCUGCCCGAGUCGUUCGCCGACUUUUGGCGCAUGUGCUGGGAGCAGAAGACGUCGACCAUCGUCAUGAUGACGCGGCUGGAGGAGCGGGCCCGCAUCAAGUGCGACCAGUACUGGCCCAGCCGCGGCUCGGACACAUACGGCGUCGUCAGCGUCAUGAUCACGGACGUCCAGGAGCUGGCCACCUACUGCGUCCGCACCUUCCAGCUCCACCGGCUGGGCACCAGCGAACACCGCGAGAUCAAGCAGCUCCAGUUCACGGCCUGGCCGGAUCACGGCGUGCCCGACCACCCGGCCCCUUUCCUCCAGUUCCUCAAGCGAGUCAGGGCCCUUAAUUCGGCCGAGGCCGGCCCCAUGAUCGUCCACUGCAGCGCCGGCGUCGGCCGGACGGGCGCCUUCAUCGUCAUCGACUCGAUGCUGGAGCGUCUGCGCUACGAGAACACGAUCGACGUCUACGGCCACGUGACGGUCCUCCGUGCCCAGCGCAACUACAUGGUCCAGACGGAGGACCAGUACAUCUUCAUCCACGACGCCCUGCUGGAGGCGGUCACGUGCGGCGACACGGAGAUCCCGGCCCGCUCGCUCCACGCCCACCUGCAGAGUCUGAUGCAGCCGUGCGUGCGCGGCGACUCUGGCACCCUGUCCAGCAUGACGGGCAUGCAGCAGGAGUUCAAGAAGCUGGCCGGCAUCCGGACGCAUCCGGGCCGCUUUGUCAGCGCCAGCCUGCCCGUCAACAAGCCCAAGAACCGGCUGGUCAACGUGUUGCCCUACGAGUCGACGCGGGUGAUCCUGCAGCCGAUGCGCGGAGUGGAGGGCAGCGACUACAUCAACGCCAGCUUCGUCGACGGCUACCGCUACCGCAACGCCUACGUGGCCACCCAGGGGCCGCUGGCCGAGACGACCGAGGACUUUUGGCGCAUGUUGUGGGAGCACAACUCGACCAUCGUCGUCAUGCUGACCAAACUGCAGGAGAUGGGCCAGGAGAAGUGCCACCAGUACUGGCCGUCGGACCGAUCCAUCCGCUACCAGUACGUCGUGGUGGAGCCCGUCACCGAGUACAACAUGCCGCAGUACAUCCUGCGCGAGUUCAAGAUGACGGACGCCAGGGACGGACAGUCGAGGACGGUGCGCCAGUUCCAGUUCACCGACUGGCCGGAGGAGGGCGUGCCCAAGUCGGGCGAGGGCUUCAUCGAAUUCCUGGGCCAGGUCCACAAGACCAAGGAGCAGUUUGGCCAGGAGGGACCCAUCACGGUCCACUGCAGCGCCGGCGUCGGCCGCACCGGCGUCUUCAUCACGCUCAGCAUCGACUUGGAGCGGAUGCAGUACGAAGGCGUCGUCGACGUCUUCCAGACGGUCCGCAUCUUGCGCACCCAGAGGCCGGCCAUGGUCCAGACGGAGGAUCAGUACCAGUUCUGCUACCGGUCGGCGCUGGAAUAUCUGGGCUCGUUCGACCACUACGCCGGAUGCGACUGACGUCAGGGGACACAGUGCGAGGCGGCCGGUGGCUCGUCGACACCGUCACCGCCUUGGUCGCAGGCCGAAUCCCGACUUGCUGUCCCUCCGUGGCACGCCUUCACCACACCGCCACUCUCCUCGCACUGUGCCCUUCGAUGAUAGGAUGAUAGGACGAAUAAGACAAACGUUUAUGAGAGACGGAUGGAUGGAUGGAUGGAGUCCGUCUCGUCUCUUUGUCACAAAAUAAGACACUCGAACAAUCCUUGCAAUGCCCCCACUACUCCUACCCCCACUCGUAUUCCUCCUCCGCGACCUCCUUUUUUCUAUGUCACUUUGCGUCUGAUGUUUGGGUUCUAGUUGAAAUCCAUUACCGUGUGCCGUGUGGUUCCAUCCGUCGCCAUCACAAAGAAAGUCAAAAGAAAAACAAAAAAAAAGAAGAGAAGAAAAGUUGCGGCCCGAAAUUUUUAAUUUAAAAACUGGAAACUAAAAAAAAAAAAAAGAAAAAAGAAGCGAAAACAAAAGGCACAAAAAGUCAAAAUGCGCGUCAAUUUUUUGGGGGGCCGGGUGACUUGAAAUUAAGGAAAGAAAAUAAAACUUUUUUGAAAUUCAGAAACCAACUCGCAACGCAAAAAAAAAAACCAAGAAAAGAUUAUUAAAAUUGUGUAAUGGCGCCAAUAAUGUACAGAUCCGGGUGUGGAGACGAGACGAGAUUUUUUUUUCUUGUUUGUUUUUAAAAAAGGAAAAAAGACAAAAAUUCCCGCAAAUACCGAUUAUUUUCAGUGUUCCGCUUUUUAUUACCAUACCGUACCGAAUUUGUGCGCUUUUUUACGGAGCCCCACGUCAGUUAUUAUCGAAGGCAGCUCACACCACACCAACAUUCUGCAUUCUGCCAUAUCAUUCCCGUCACGAGAAGACAAAUAACUAAAACAAAAAAAAUGGCACGCUGUAAUUUUGGGAUUUUAUUUUUAACUUUGUAAUUUAUUUAUUUCGUUGUUUUGUGCGAUAAUUGUUUUUUUUUUUAAGAAAACAAAACACGGAAACCGGAAAGGCCUUCCUCGGGGCGAUUUCAACUUUGUACUUAAGUUUUCUUUUUUUUUUUAAAAACCGUCGAGUUUCAUUUGUGUUUCUGAACGAUUACAACCGAUUUCCGUUGGCUCAUGUCUCUCAGCCUCAUACUGUCAGCGCGUUCGAUCCCCCACUCAUUAAUGAUUGUAUUAUUAUUCUCUUCAUCGUCGUGGCCAAUCCUCCCAACCGUUUCAUUAUUAUUUCCGUGUUCCUUCCCCCGUUUCAUUUUGAGUUGCGCGUUUUCGUGUCGUUGGUUUUCUGGUUUUCUUUUGGGCGCAGACGAAUAUUUCUGAUUUUUUCGAGAAAAUGUUGGUUUGUGUGUGUGUGUGUGUGUGCAAUUGCCGCGCGCGCGCGAGUGUGAUGUGCGUAUGUCUGUGUGUAAGUGUUUCUCAUCAUGCGUGUAUGUAGCCGCUUCGCUGGAAUUCGAACUGAAACUGAACUAUUGUGGGCAGCUUAUUUCGUUUUUCCCUUUAUUGUAAAUGUGUGACGAUUAUUACAACAAGAAAGGAAUAACGAAAAGAUGAUUAUGCAA
This is a messenger RNA of Daphnia pulex (common water flea), 9017 nucleotides long. It is a transcript of the gene Lar, whose product is annotated as tyrosine-protein phosphatase Lar-like. Lineage: Eukaryota; Metazoa; Arthropoda; Branchiopoda; Diplostraca; Daphniidae. Gene Ontology annotation, molecular function: protein tyrosine phosphatase activity; protein binding. The coding region runs from base 1040 to 7438 and encodes 2132 amino acids. The record is from RefSeq and is a predicted model, not a curated record. Gene Ontology annotation, biological process: protein dephosphorylation. The transcript has 19 exons.